UAAAUAUUCUUAAUUUUAUUCUUACCAGCUAUACAGAUGAUGUGAAAGGAAGCGAUGGAAAAAUCUAAUGACAGCUCAGAGUAUGGUUUUAUCUUAGUCGGCUUCUCUGAUCGUCCCAAGCUGGAGAUGGUGCUCUUCAUAGUAAAUUUUAUUCUGUAUUCAGUGGCUGUGUUGGGAAAUUCGACCAUAAUCCUGCUGUGUAUAUUAGACCCUCGACUUCAUACUCCAAUGUACUUCUUUCUGGCAAAUCUUUCCUUUCUAGAUCUCUGCUUCAGUACUAGUUGUAUCCCACAGAUGCUGGUAAACCUCUCGGGCCCUGAGAAAACUAUCAGCUAUGCUGGCUGUGUUGUGCAACUUUUCUCUUUCCUUUCUGUUGGGGGAAUUGAGUGCAUCCUUCUGGCUGUCAUGGCAUAUGACCGCUAUGCUGCAGUCUGCAAACCCUUGCACUAUAUGGUCAUUAUGCACCCCCAGCUGUGUCUACGACUGGUGGCUGUGGCCUGGGGAAGUGGACUGGUCAAUGCCAUUGUCAUGUCUCCACUAACAAUGACUCUCUCCAGAUGUGGCCUGCGACGAGUUAACCAUUUCCUCUGUGAAAUGCCUGCACUGAUCAAGAUGGCUUGCGUGGAUGCUCGCGCGGUGGAAAUGCUAGCCUUUACCUUCGCCAUUCUCAUUGUCCUACUGCCCCUCACUCUUAUUCUUGUCUCCUACGGCCACAUUGCUGCAACAGUGCUGAGGAUCAAGUCAGCUACUGGGCGAUGGAAGGCCUUCAAUACCUGUAGCUCCCACCUCACCGUGGUCUCCUUGUUCUAUGGGAGCAUCAUCUAUAUGUACAUGCAGCCAGGAAACAGCUCUUCCCAAGACCAAGGCAAAUUUCUCACCCUCUUCUACAACCUGGUAACUCCCAUGUUGAAUCCACUCAUCUAUACCUUAAGGAAUAAGGAAAUGAAAGGGGCACUGAAAAAAGUUUUGAGGAGACAACAAUGAACAAAAGAUAUGUGCUAAGUUAUGAAGUCCUAGGCAAAAUAGUUUUUUCAAACGCUACCAUUUAUUUUGUGCUUAUAAUAAAUUUAGCCGAUGUGUCAAACACUCUUGGAUUUUUAAAAACAUGGACAAAUGCACUGAAGUGUAUCCAGAGUCAAUAUGAAUCAACCAUAGCUGCAAAUAAUAUGAAUUUUUCUUAGGAAAAUAAUAUUUAGCAAAAAGAAUUAAAUCCCAGGAGAAAGGUGAAAUAACUCUCAUAUAGAUAUAAAAUAAACAUGUGUUAAAGAUUUUAUUCAACUCAAUUAAUGAAGAAACCAAGCAAAUGUAAUAACCAGUUAAAAAAAAAAGUUGAAAAGCACAAAUUUAUAAGAAGUGAAGGAACGUUGAAAUGAAUGUGCAGAUGAAGAUAAAAAUUGCUUCUUCCACUGUGGGGGAGGGAAGCCAACUGAAUUUCUACCUGACAGGACUGAAUUUGCUUGUCAUAGAGGAGAAUUAUUUUGCAUUGCUAUCAGUUAUCUAUAAUUUACAACUCUGUAAAAUACCUGCCACAGAAUCAGGAUCAGGUAACCUGGAGGAGUGUCCUCUAGAGUCUAGACAAUGCAUAAUUUUCCAGUGAAGCAUAAUUUUUUCCCUACAAACUAGACUAUAUAUCUCAUUUAUAAGACUAAGUAUAUAGCCUCAAGCCUCUUAAUAAAAGGAUGUAGGUAUUUUCAUCCUGAUUUUUUAAAUGGCAAAACUAUGGUUUAUAGGUCCUAUAUAAAUUAACCUGGGCCACACAUUAGGUAGUGGUAUUCAAAAGUGGUGUGUCUAAGUCAGCCCUUUGCUGUUAUCCACUGAAUAACACUCUCUUUGCUAUAGAGUAUUUAGAGUGUGUACAGGUGACCUGAUAAUCAACCCCAGCCUUGUUUUCUUUACUACUUGUACAAUCCUCCAAGCGUGCUUUGUGUACCAGAGACCCUCUAAGAGAAUUCUCACCAUAUAGAAGUUCACUCAUUUUUCUUUAACUAUUAAUAUCAUGACAUCACCUCUUCCCACAUUGCCCCGUGCAAAUCUCUGUCCAAAUCUUUCCCAUGCUUCAGUGGUCCGCUCAAAUACAACACACUUUUUAAAUUAUCUAGGACUCUGAUUUAAAAAUGCUCUGUCACUCCUUUUAACCUAUCACAUUUUUAUACACUGAAAUGGCAAUUUUUCUAGUUAAUAUUAUAUUUAUAUAUUUCAUAUGUCUCCUGUUAGACUAUAAGUUCCUUGAUGGUAGGGCUGAUUAUCUUUUUAAUCCUUCUUAGCACCAUUCCAGGUAUUAAGUUGUUAUUAAAAUGCCUUGUAGAUAGUAAGUGAUCAAUAAUAGCUGGGGAUGAUUAUUAAUUUUAACCGGUUAAUUACAUCCAGAAAUUAUUCCUUAACUUUAAUUGAUGAACUGUCUAAUUCUGUUUUUGUUCUUCAACAUUACA
Diceros bicornis minor is the source of this 2429-nucleotide messenger RNA. RefSeq names its product putative olfactory receptor 2W6. Gene Ontology annotation, cellular component: membrane. The record is from RefSeq and is a predicted model, not a curated record. Lineage: Eukaryota; Metazoa; Chordata; Mammalia; Perissodactyla; Rhinocerotidae. The coding region runs from base 55 to 984 and encodes 309 amino acids. Gene Ontology annotation, biological process: G protein-coupled receptor signaling pathway. Gene Ontology annotation, molecular function: G protein-coupled receptor activity; olfactory receptor activity. The transcript has a single exon.